ACGCAGAUUUUUGGACCCUUGUGUGCAAUAAUAGAGAAAAGAACCUCUAGUUCAUGUAUUUAACUCGCUGACAAAUAUAAAAACCUGUGCUUUUAAAGUUUAAACCUCAGACAGUGGUUUAUGUUCCACGGUGCAGCUGAAGAACGAAAAGAAGGAAGUUAGUAAGUGACAUGUAGUUUUAGGAUUUUGGAUUUAGAAGCAAGGGAUGUUGGGAUUUUUUGGAAGGACAUGUCUUGCAAAGUUAUUUAUGAAUACUCUUUUGCUGGAUGUUGUUAUACAUAUGCUCUUUGAUUUAAAUGAUUAACUGUUUCCUCGUAGUGAUAAUUAAUUUAUUUGUUCGAUGAAAUCAUUGUGACCUGUUUCUUGCUGUGUUCGGUUUGUGGAUUGUGUGGAGAGAAAAUUGUCCGUCCAUUACACUGCUUUAUGUCUUUGCAUAAGAACUUUGUUUUUUGAAAUUUUCUUUUUAAUGUCACCAUUCAUUGAAAAUCCGCGUAAAAAGAAUUGUGAGAAGUAUGCAUACAGGGUCUAUGCUUUUCUGCCCCCUCAGCUUGAUUCAUGUUAGAAACUUCAAACAUGAAGAGUUCAAGGCGGUAUGAAUGCUUUUUGUUAGUACGCAGAGUUCUAAUUGAGUUCAAUUUGCUAACAUAAUAGUUGUGAGCCAAAUUUCUCAAUCAUCUCGCAAAUUCUUGUAUGAAAACAAUCGUUGUCAAGUAUGAUUAGUUUGGAUGGGUUUCUAUAUAGGCAAAAUACCAAGGAUUGAUUCCGUGUGUAUGAGAUGUUUUAGAAGAAUGGUAAAAAGUGAUUGUGUGGUGAACAUAGUAUUAAGUGGUUAAACCAUAACUUUACUAUGAUUUAUGGAAGCUGUCCUUUUUGUUUAAUGGAAACAAGUUACCUUCUGCAAAGUUUAUAAAAAGAUUACGAAAACAAUUUUUUUGACUUUUUUUAUUUUAUUUCAAUUAUUUUUUGUAUAAUUUAUUGAAAUAGAAUUAUUUUCAACUUAUGUUAACAAGUUUUGUAAUCAAAUUUAUAAUAAAAGAAUUAAUAAAUAGGUACUUAAUUAAAUUAUUAUCUAAAUCCAAUGCACGCUAAUAUUAGGUAGCUGAAAAUUACCGAAAGUUAUGAGGGAAGUGUGUUGCAAAUUUUUUUCCCCGAAAGUCUGAAGCAAUUUGGUCAGUACUGGAGUAUCGUACAAACAUCCAAAUUACAGUGACAAAUGCUUUGGAAAAUUAACCCUUACCGCUUCAUUCUUGCCAAGUAUUCUUAUGUUAAUUAUAAAUUUGUUCUGAACUAGAUUAUGGUGAGUUCAGUUUUGACAUAAUCUGUGCAUUCUUCCAAGUGGAGAUUCAAUAUGUUAAUUAUAAAUUUUUAUUACCAAACUAAACCAUGCUACUUCCAUGUUUCUUUGCAGGAUUCACAAACACAUCCAUUUGUACUAACGUAUUAUUGAAGGGGUGGGACGCAUCCAACUUUUAAUUUCAACCGUACGUAGACAUAGGAUCGUUGGCAAUAUCUUUGAUCUCUGACUAUAUAUUCACGUGAAGCUUUCUGAUCUCUAAACUUCAAACAUAUACUACCCACAAACUCUCACUCGUGAUAUCUAUCAUGGAGGCUAGGAACUUGUUGCGCUUCAUGGUUCUUUCAGUCGGUGUAGCACUAGUUAUACUUAUCACCUGGUUUCACCUACCAUCACUUCCCAACAAGGAGGCUCUAGAUUGCAACCUUUACUCUGGAUGGUGCACCUCAAAGAACCGCUUCCACUCUUCAGCAAAGCCUAAUCUUAUCAAGAAACCACCUUUGUCCACUAAUCACAACCGCCAAAACCACGAAUCAGAUGUUCCUCAACACCCUCUGGACCCUUUAACCAUCCAAGAAUUCCACAAGGUCCGCACCAUCCUCUCCACUCACCCCCUCUUUUACUCAUCCACCUAUUCCCUCAAUUCUAUUGUCCUUGAAGAACCAGACAAAAACUUAGUCCUUAAAUGGCAAAAAGGUGAUCAUCCCUUGCCUAGGAAAGCUUCCGUGAUUGCAAUUGUGAAGGGUGUCUCCCAUGUACUCACCGUGGACCUGGGAACCGGUCUCGUGACUGACCACGAAACCGGUUCGGUUUCGGGGUACCCGACCAUGACCGUGGAGGAGAUGGUGGGAGUACUAGAUGUACCCCUCAAGAGCCCAGAGUUUAACCGCACAAUCACCCAACGUGGUGUCAAUUUAGCUGACCUUGCAUGCUUGCCAAUAUCUUCAGGGUGGUAUGGGACUCCAGUGGAGGAGAAUAGAAGGUUGAUCAAGGUGCAGUGCUAUUCCAAGAAAGGCACUGUGAAUUUUUACAUGAAACCAAUUGAAGGGAUCACUGCCUUGGUUGACAUUGAUAGAAAAGAGGUUUUGUCCAUUUCGGAUAAUGGCCAAAACAUUCCUGUGGCCAAUGGCAUUGACACUGACUACCGUUACUCCAUUCAAAAGAUCAAUGGAGAGUUGAGGCUAUUGAAUCCAAUAUCCUUGGAACAACCAAAAGGUCCAAGCUUUACAAUUGAUGGACACUUGGUGAAAUGGGCAAACUGGGAAUUUCAUCUGAAACCUGACCCAAGAGCUGGGACCAUAAUUUCUCAAGUAAAAGUGAGAGACCCAGAUACAUCAAAGUUAAGAAAUGUCAUGUACAAAGGGUUCACAUCUGAGCUAUUUGUGCCUUACAUGGAUCCCACAGAAGGGUGGUACUUUAAGACAUACAUGGAUGCAGGUGAGUAUGGGUUUGGGUUGCAAGCGAUGCCACUAGACCCCUUGAAUGAUUGUCCAAGGAAUGCUUAUUACAUGGACGGUGUGUUUGCCUCUUCUGAUGGAACACCGUAUAUCCAACCCAACAUGAUCUGCGUUUUUGAGAGCUAUGCUGGUGACGUUGCGUGGCGACAUGCUGAGUGUCCUAUCACUGACCUUAAGGUCACGGAAGUAAGGCCAAAGGUGACGUUUGUGGUUAGGAUGGCAGCGGCCGUGGCGAAUUAUGACUAUAUCAUGGAUUGGGAAUUUCAAACCGAUGGGCUAAUUAGAGCAAAGGUUGGACUAAGUGGUAUUUUGAUGGUGAAAGGAAGUACCCAUGAGAAUAUGAACCAAGUUCGAGACCAAGAAUAUCUCUAUGGAACCCUUUUGAGUGAAAACAUUAUUGGGGUAAUCCAUGACCAUUUUAUCACAUAUCACCUAGACAUGGACAUUGAUGGUUCUGACAAUUCAUUUGUCAAGGUAAAUAUAGAGAAGCAACAGACCUCUCCAGGAGAAUCACCUAGAAAGAGCUACCUGAAAGCAGUGAAAAAAGUGGCAAAGACAGAGAAAGAAGCCCAAAUAAGGCUUCAACUAUAUGACCCAUCUGAAUUUCAUGUGGUUAACCAGUUGAAGAAGACAAGGGUUGGUAACCCUGUUGGGUACAAGUUGGUUCCAGGUGGCACUGCAGCUAGCCUAUUGGAUCCUGAAGAUCCACCACAAAAGAGGGCAGCUUUUACCAACAAUCAAAUAUGGGUCACUCCCUAUAAUAAAACUGAGCAAUGGGCUGGUGGCUUAUUUGUUUACCAGAGCAAAGGCGAUGAUACUCUUCAAGUAUGGUCCAACAGGGAUCGUCCAAUUGAGAAUAAGGACAUUGUUUUGUGGUACACAAUAGGGUUUCAUCACAUACCAUGUCAAGAGGACUACCCAAUCAUGCCUACUGUAUCGUCAAGUUUUGAUCUGAAGCCUGCUAAUUUCUUUGAGAGAAAUCCAAUCUUAAGAGUGCCCCCCAAUUUCAAAGAAGAUUUACCAGUUUGCAAAGCUCAUGAUUCAACUUGAGAUCCCAUCAGUUGUUUUAGCAAAUAUUUAGGAUACAUUUGGAUUCACAACUUAAUUAAGUACUUUUAAUUAGUAUUUUUCAAAUAAUGACCGAUACUAUAUUUAUCUUUAAACUUUACUGGGAAAAGUUAAAAAUAGUAUAUUUUGAUCACCUAUAUUAUAAGUUUAUUGAAAUAAAAUUAAAAAAAUUAUGAAAAGCUUAGAAAAAUAGUUUAGGAUUUUAAUAGCAAAAAUAGUUUAGGAUUUUAUAUGUUUUUAUUUUUUUAAUGAAUAAAUUCACAAAUGUGUCUCUUUAAUGGCCGUG
Molecule: messenger RNA, 4105 nt
Organism: Abrus precatorius (Indian licorice)
Lineage: Eukaryota; Viridiplantae; Streptophyta; Magnoliopsida; Fabales; Fabaceae
Product: primary amine oxidase-like
Exons: 4
Coding region: 1603-3801 (732 amino acids)
Biological process (GO): amine metabolic process
Molecular function (GO): primary methylamine oxidase activity; copper ion binding; quinone binding
Source: RefSeq, a predicted model, not a curated record